This is a messenger RNA of Lotus japonicus, 965 nucleotides long. Its product is annotated as protein DETOXIFICATION 34-like. Bases 323 to 688 code for a protein of 121 amino acids. The transcript has 2 exons. The record is from RefSeq and is a predicted model, not a curated record. Gene Ontology annotation, cellular component: membrane. Gene Ontology annotation, molecular function: antiporter activity; xenobiotic transmembrane transporter activity. Gene Ontology annotation, biological process: transmembrane transport. Lineage: Eukaryota; Viridiplantae; Streptophyta; Magnoliopsida; Fabales; Fabaceae.
GGAAGUUUUUAUUAACAAAUUUCAGCAUGAGAAACUGAGUGUUAGGAGCUGCAAGGAUGGAAGCGCCAUUAGUGAUAAAAAGUCUAGUUCAGAACAAGACUACUUGCCGGUGAAGAGCUUGAAGGAUGCCAAAUUUGUUUUCUGCACAGAGACAGUGAAGAUAUGGAGAAUUGCAUUCCCUCUUGCAUUGUCAUCGCUAUUCCAGUACCUCACUCUCUCCAUAAUUUCCAUCUAUGCUGGCCAUCUUGGAGACCUUGAGCUUUCUUCCAUCUCUGUUUACCAUGGUGUCAUAGCUUCCAUCUAUUUUGACUUGCUGUCUGGCAUGUCAAAUGCAUUGGUGACACUUUGUGGUCAAGCUUUUGGAGCAGGGAAAUUUCAACAUGCUGGCAUUUAUCUCCAAAGGUCAUGGAUUAUACAAAUUGCCACUUGUGUAAUCCUGUUGCCUAUUUAUGUGUUUGCCACUCCAAUCCUAAAGCUUCUUGGCCAAGAAGAAGAAAUAGCUGACCUUGCAGGCAAAUACUCUAUUAAAGUCAUUCCUUACAUGUUUUCCUAUGCUAUUGGUUUUCCCACCGUGAGAUUUCUUCAUGCCCAGAGCAAGGUUAAUGUUAUUGUGUGCAUAUCAUUUGUGACUUUGCUCAUACAAAAUGGGAUGCUUUACAUUUCACCUAUGUGUUUGGUUGGGGCAUAAAUGGUUUAGCCAUUGGAAAUAAUAUCACUGGGGUAGGAAUGUCUGUGGCUAUGGUUAUCUAUGUCAUUGGUUGGUGCAAGGAAGGGUGGACUGGGUUGUCUUGGAUUGCAUUUAGGGAGUUAUGGCCAUUUACUAAGCUAAGUCUUGCCUCAUCUGUGAUGGCUUGCUUAGGGCAAUGGUAUGUUACUUGUAUUAUGCUCUUUGCUGGUCAACUAGAGAAUCCUGUUAUUGCUGUUGGUUCAUACUCUAUUUGGUAAGAUGGUCCACCCUGCACUCA